Molecule: messenger RNA, 2172 nt
Organism: Fusarium tjaetaba
Lineage: Eukaryota; Fungi; Ascomycota; Sordariomycetes; Hypocreales; Nectriaceae
Product: glucan endo-1 3-beta-glucosidase
Exons: 7
Coding region: 1-2172 (723 amino acids)
Molecular function (GO): polygalacturonase activity
Source: RefSeq, a predicted model, not a curated record
AUGGAUCACACGGGGCAGUAUCGUGGUUAUGCACCCGACCUUGAUGGUGAUAACACAUACGCAGUUUACAAAGUUAUACAGCCUGGAGAUGGGGCUGCUAUCCAAGCCGCCAUCAAUGAUGAUAAUGGGAAGGCCCGUCAUGGUCAAUGGCUAGCCUCUCAGCCACGAGUUGUCUAUAUUCCCCCGGGGACAUACGAAAUCACUGAGACGAUUCGAAUGAAUACCGAUACUGUGUUAAUGGGAGAUGCCACCAAUCCACCAAUUAUCAAAGCUUCGGCGACCUUCUCAGGAGAUCGGACCCUUGUCUCAGGCCAGGAUCCUACAACUGGUGAUGCUGGAGAGCUGUCGUUUGCUGUUGGCCUGAAGAAUCUCAUUCUCGACACAACAGCUAUCCCUGGAGGCGACACGUUUACGGCGCUCUGGUGGGGCGUUGCACAGGGCGCUCAGCUUCAGAACAUCAAGAUCACCAUGGCCUCAGCAGUCGGGGGUAGUGGCCAUACUGGAAUUCGCCUUGGGCGAGGAUCCACCUUGGGUCUUUCCGAUGUGCGCAUCGAGCGUGGACAGAACGGCAUCUGGCACGAUGGGCACCAGCAAGCACUUUACAAGAGCAUUUACUUUUACCAGAACACCGUUGGCAUGCUCAUUACGGGAGGGAACACGAUCAGCAUCGUCGCCCCUAUAUUUGAUACUUGCGGGACCGCCGUGAGGAAUACUGGUGGUUCCCCCUGGAUUGCUCUGAUCGACGCCAAGUCUGUCAACUCUGGAGUCACCUUCGUCACGACUGUGUUUCCUUCAUUCAUGAUUGAGAACCUCAGUAAGGACACCGACUCGGACAUUGCACAAGUCCCUGGAGGCACCGUCCUCGGUGCUCAAAGCCAUGUUGAUACCUUUACCUACGCCAACACUGUCGGGCGAGAUCCUAUCUAUGGCGCUACAAGCUCAACUAACACCCGUCCAGCCGCUCUGGCACCAGGUGGCCGCUUCCCUGUGGUGCCUGCGCCCAACUAUGCCUCGAACCCCACCGCAGACUUCAUUAAUGUAAAAGAUCCGUCCCAGAAUGGAGGUCAUACAGUGCUUGGUGACAACACUAUCGACGAGUCGGCUGUUCUCAAUCGGAUCUUGCAGUAUGCAGCCGACAACAACAAGAUCGCCUAUUUCCCAUUCGGCAAGUAUCGAGUUGACUCUACCCUCCUUGUUCCAGUAGGUUCUCGGAUUAUUGGGGAGGCCUGGUCCACAAUCACAGGCAAUGGAGCCUUCUUCAAAGAUUUGUCUAAUCCAAAGCCUAUUGUUGCUGUCGGGAACCCCGGUGACGUCGGCCUCGCUCAGAUCCAAGAUAUGCGAUUCACCGUCUCAGAUGUCCUUCCAAGAGCCAUUAUUCUUCAGUUCAAUAUGCGGGGGACAUCUCCGGGUGACGUUGGUCUCUGGAACUCGCUGAUCACUGUUGGCGGCACCCGUGGAGCAUCUACCUUAACCAACACAUGUCAUGACCCUAGUAGUGAAUGCCAGGCUGCUUUUCUCGGCAUGUACUUUGCACCAGACUCGUCUGCAUAUGUCGAGAAUGUGUGGAACUGGGUGGCAGACCACAUCACUGAAAGCUUCGCCGGAGGAUCCAAUAUCGCAGCGAAAGGUGGCGCCCUCGUUGCAUCAACAAAAGGCACAUGGCUCCAUGCGCUGGGCAGUGAGCACUGGUGGCUAUAUCAGCUCAAUCUUCACCAAGCCAGCAACGUCCUCAUCACGUUACUACAGUCCGAGACAAACUACGACCAGGGCGACCAUGUCCAGCAAACUCCCCCAGAGCCAUGGGUUGCAGAUAUCACGAACUGGGGCGACCCAGACUUUUCCUGGUGCAGCGGUGGUGAUACCCGUUGCCGAAUGGGAUUUGCCAACUUUAUCCAGGGGGGAUCCGACAUCUACACAUAUGCUUCAGCUUCGUGGGCCUUCUUCAGUGGCCCGGGCUAUCAGCCCUGCGCUGGCGCCUACCAAUGCCAAAACUACAUGCACUGGAUUUCCGAAACCCCCAGAAACCUACAAGCAUUUGGUCUUUGCUCCAAAGAUGCAUGGACGACUCUGCAUCUUGCAGACGGAACUAAUAUUGUGUCACAGGAUGGAUUUACUGGCUCGUGGCCAGGAGGUGGUGGUGAUGUUGGUCGAUACACACCCGGUAAUAUUUAG